This is a messenger RNA of Salarias fasciatus (jewelled blenny), 2430 nucleotides long. RefSeq names its product protocadherin gamma-A12-like. The transcript is spliced from 2 exons. Gene Ontology annotation, cellular component: plasma membrane. Gene Ontology annotation, molecular function: calcium ion binding. The coding region runs from base 1 to 2430 and encodes 809 amino acids. NCBI's taxonomy places the organism in Eukaryota, Metazoa, Chordata, Actinopteri, Blenniiformes, Blenniidae. Gene Ontology annotation, biological process: homophilic cell-cell adhesion. The record is from RefSeq and is a predicted model, not a curated record.
AUGGAUUUUACAGGACAGUCUGGGCUCACUGGUUUCUGUUGUAUUGUUGUAUUUUUCCACCUCACCACGGCGGACUUGAGCUAUUCGGUUCCAGAGGAGAUGAGACCAGGAUCCAUUGUCGGAAAUGUUGCGAAGGAUCUCGGCCUGGAUUUUGGGAAACUAUACUCCCGUAAAGCCCGUAUCGAUGCUGAAGGAAAGUACCAACAUUACUGUGACAUUGAUCUUCAAACUGGGAAUUUGGUGAUAAAAGAAAGGAUUGACAGAGAGGAGCUGUGCGGGGAGAAGGUUUCGUGCAUCCUUAAAUUUGAAUUGGUCCUCGAAAACCCUUUGGAGCUGCAUCGUAUUUCUGUGCUCAUUCAGGAUGUGAACGACAAUUCACCCGCUUUUCCAAAGAUUAUAUUUAAAUAUGAAAUAAGUGAGUCAGCCUCCAGAGGAGCCCGAUAUCGUCUCAAUGAAGCUCACGAUGUCGACAGUGGACAAAACACAGUCAAACAAUACAGUCUACAGAAGAACGAGCAUUUUGUUUUAUCUGUACAAGGUGGAGCGGAUGGAUCUCAGAAUAUUGAGCUGGUUUUAGACAAAGAGUUAGAUCGUGAAAAAGAGCAAGAUAUAAAUUUAGUAUUGACUGCAGCUGAUGGUGGAAAUCCACAGAAAUCAGGGACGGCUGUGAUACAUGUGAGUGUUCUGGAUGCCAAUGAUAACGCCCCUGUGUUUGAUCAGGCUGUACAUAAAGCAAGUCUACCAGAAGAUUCUCCUGUGGAAACAGUAGUACUAACUGUAAGAGCAACUGAUGCAGACGAGGGAGUGAAUGGGGAGGUGACCUAUGAGUUCAGUCGUAUCUCAGAAAAAGCUAAGAGGAUUUUCGAACUGAAUGCUAAAACAGGUGUGAUAAAAGUCAUUGGAGGACUUGAUUUUGAAAGUAAUUCAAAAUAUGAAAUGCGUAUCGAUGCAAAAGAUGGUUAUGGACUUUCAUCAGACACCAAAGUUAUGAUUGAUAUCACUGAUGUAAAUGACAAUGCUCCAGGGAUAUUUUUGAAAUCAUUCAUGAAUCCCAUCCCUGAGAACAUCACACCUGGUACAGAGGUGGGCAUCAUUAAUGUGCAAGAUGAAGACUCUGAGAGUAAUGGACAGGUCCGCUGCUCCCUCCAGCAGGGUGUCCCUUUCAAGUUAGUUCCAUCUAUCAAAAACUACUAUUCUCUGGUGAGCACAGGACAACUGGACCGUGAAGUGGUGUCUGAUUACAACAUUACAAUCACUGCCACUGACGAGGGAUCUCCACCUCUGUCCUCCUCUAAAAGUGUUCAGUUGUCUGUAGCUGACAUCAACGACAACCCACCUGUGUUUGAGGAAGAGUCGUACAGCGCAUAUGUGAGUGAAAAUAACAAAGCUGGCUCCACUUUGUGUUCCGUUGCUGCUCGAGACCCUGACUGGAGACAAAACGGGACCGUGAUUUAUUCACUGUUAGCUGGAGAGGUGAACGGUGCCCCGGUGUCCUCGUAUGUGUCUGUGAAUGGAGACACGGGGGUGAUCCACGCUGUGAGGUCGUUUGAUUAUGAACAGCUGAGGAGUUUCAAAGUGCAGGUGAUGGCCAGAGACAACGGUUCUCCUCCCCUGAGCAGCAACGUGACAGUCAGUGUGUUCAUAUCAGAUGUGAAUGACAACGCUCCUCAGAUCUUGUACCCCGCCCCGGAGGGCAACUCCUUCAUGACCGAGCUGGUCCCCAAAGCUGCACACGGAGGCUCUCUGGUGUCCAAAGUGAUCGCAGUGGACGCGGACUCCGGACAGAACGCCUGGCUGUCCUACCAGAUAGUCAAAUCCACUGAUCCGGGACUUUUCACUAUCGGUGUCCACAGUGGAGAGAUCAGGACACAGCGGGACAUUUCUGAAUCUGACAGCAUGAAGCAGAACCUGAUCGUGUCAGUGAAAGAUAACGGACAGCCCUCUCUGUCUGCCACCUGCUCCAUGUAUUUACUGAUUUCUGACAACUUGGCUGAGGUUCCUGAGCUGAAGGACAUUUCUUAUGAUGAGAAGAACUCCAAGCUGACUUCCUACCUGAUCAUUGCUCUGGUGUCUGUGUCCACCUUUUUUCUGACUUUCAUCAUUAUCAUCCUGGGUGUGAGGUUUUGUCGCAGGAGAAAGCCCAGACUGUUGUUUGAUGGAGCAGUGGCCAUCCCCAGUGCGUAUCUCCCUCCAAAUUAUGCGGAUGUUGACGGCACAGGAACUUUACGCAGCACCUACAAUUAUGACGCCUACCUGACGACAGGAUCUCGAACCAGUGACUUUAAGUUUGUGAGCUCUUACAAUGACAACACGCUGCCUGCUGACCAGACUCUGAGGAAAAGUCCAUCAGACUUUGCUGACGCAUUUGGAGAUUUAACUUCAUCUGAAGAGAAUUUUCUCAGAAUUGACAGUCGACUUUGCGGCAACUAA